Molecule: messenger RNA, 1993 nt
Organism: Musca vetustissima
Lineage: Eukaryota; Metazoa; Arthropoda; Insecta; Diptera; Muscidae
Gene: lqf
Product: epsin-2
Exons: 8
Coding region: 97-1986 (629 amino acids)
Biological process (GO): endocytosis
Cellular component (GO): endosome; clathrin vesicle coat; plasma membrane
Molecular function (GO): clathrin binding; phospholipid binding
Source: RefSeq, a predicted model, not a curated record
ACGAGUGUAACGCCCGUAAAUUUUUUAAUUUUAUUUUCAUUAUAAUUUGUUGCCGUUUCUGCUUUUCUGCAUACAGUGAGAAAACAUAAGGACGAUAUGCAAGUCAAUGUGGCAGGUCUACGACGCAAUAUCAAGAAUUUAGCCCACAAUUAUUCCGAUGCCCAGGUCAAAGUACGAGAGGCCACAUCGAACGACCCAUGGGGUCCUUCGGCCACAAUUAUGGCCGAACUGGCCGAAUUAACAAAUAAUGUGGUAGCAUUUUCCGAAAUCAUGCAAAUGAUCUGGAAACGUCUCAAUGAUCAUGGCAAAAAUUGGCGUCACGUCUACAAAGCAUUAAUUCUUCUGGAAUAUCUCAUCAAAACUGGCAACGAGAAGGUUGCCCAACAAUGUAAAGAGAAUAUUUUCGCCAUACAGACAUUACGUGAAUUUGUCUAUCAUGAGGAGGGCAAAGAUCAGGGCAAUCAUGUCCGCGAAAAGGCCAAGCAAUUGGUUAAUCUCCUUAAGGACGAUGAACGUCUAAAGAAUGAACGUAUUAAAGCGCUGAAGGCCAAGGAGCGUUUUGCCCAAUAUCCCAGUGGAUUUGGUAGUGAUGGUUAUAUUGAUGGCCCCGUUGCACGUGAUAUGCCACCCGGAUGGCAAGAGGAACCCACAAAACCCACCUCUGAAUUGGAAAUGGUACGCCCACAAACUGCUGGCGAGGAGGAGUUACAACUACAAUUGGCCAUGGCCAUGUCUCGCGAAGAAGCCGAACAGGAGGAAGCUAAGCGUCGCAGUGAUGAUGUACGCCUGCAACUAGCUUUGAGCCAAAGUGAACAGGACUUCAAGAAUGAAUUACAUUCUAGGCAAAACACUCAACACCAACCACAACAACCUAAAAAACAGGAGGAACCUCAAUCACACCUACUGGAUCUUUUGGAUAUACAAUUGGGAGCUACAAGUAUUUCAAGUCCACCAUUGGGUUUAGCCGCUGGCGGUUUAACUACAACUACUACGGAUCCUUGGAUUACGCCGGCAAGGGCAGCCAGUCAAAUGUCCGAUCCCUGGACUGGUACAGCAUCACCGCCUGUAGAUCCCUGGCAGCCAGCAUCUACAUCACGUUCCACACCAUUAAGUGCCGCUCAUAUGGGAGCUAUUGGUGGCAUGGGUGCAGCUCUAGCCAUGAAUAGUAAUGGUACAAAUGGUGCUGAAGCAUGGGGUAUGCGUACACAAUCACCAUCUGUAACAUCAGGGUCAUCGACCGAGGGAUGGUUACAAACAAAUGGCAAUAGUCAUGGCGUUGCCGCCGCUGUUACGGCUGAUCCUUGGCUUUCGUCGUCGAAGCCCACAGCAACAGCAGCGGCAAAUGUUGCAUCUGUCGAUGCUUGGUUAACGGAGAGUAAUAAACCAUCUGUGACUGCAACACCGCCCAAGACAUUGGUAAACGAUGAUCCUUGGGCACCUAAAACUAACGAUACUAAUAGUGAUCCUUGGAAGAGCAUAGAAAAUCCACAAGUUAAGCCAUCUCCUGAUUUGGAUGAAUUCGAUAUAAUAACAAAUCGUAACAAAACUUUAACCGGUGAUCUUUUGACUGCAACCAAUUCACAAUCAAAUGCCAGCAAUAAUAAUGCUAAUCUCCUUGAUGAUUUGGAUCCCCUAUCGACAAAGAACACAUCAACAGUUAAUGCAUCGACAGGAGCUACAUCGAAGAGACCUCUCAAAGAUCCACAGGCAUUUUUGGGUGAAAAUUCAAGUUUGGUCAAUUUAGAUAAUUUAAUAAAGCCCGCAGUACCCCAAAACACAACAAAUGCCGCAGCUUAUAAUCCAUUUAGUGAUACUGUUAUACCACCAAAAACAAAUUUGUUCCAACAACAACAACCAGCAGUGCCGUCCAUUAAUCAACUGAAACAACAAUCGUUCCAAAUGACUAUGCAACAAGAUCCAUGGGCACCAGCUAGUAAUACUAUUACAGCGUCACAGCCAUCAAUGGAAGCUUGGACGCUUAAAUAAAAAAUGG